Molecule: messenger RNA, 2100 nt
Organism: Talaromyces amestolkiae
Lineage: Eukaryota; Fungi; Ascomycota; Eurotiomycetes; Eurotiales; Trichocomaceae
Exons: 2
Coding region: 1-2100 (699 amino acids)
Biological process (GO): maturation of SSU-rRNA from tricistronic rRNA transcript (SSU-rRNA, 5.8S rRNA, LSU-rRNA)
Cellular component (GO): nucleolus; small-subunit processome; nucleus
Molecular function (GO): protein binding
Source: RefSeq, a predicted model, not a curated record
AUGAAGAUCUCAACGCAGUCAUCCGUUCCGGUAUACACUAUAUCUGGCUCUUCGACUGCGAGACCUCUUCCAGAAUGGCUUGCCAGGCGGAGAAAGCGCAGUUUGAAGAAUGAUCCAGAGUACGCAAACCGAGUCGAAUUAUUGCAGGACUUCGAAUUCGAAGAGGCGAGUCAGUGCAUUCGCAUCAGUGAAGAUGGGCAAUGGGUUAUGAGCACAGAUAGAUCCCUCGAGUUUCAUACGCCGUCAGGAUGUCACUACACAACGAGGUUGCCUCGCUACGGACGGGACCUCAUCUAUGAUAGACAGUCUACCGAGGCCCUUAUUCCUGCUGUCGGAGUCAACCAGGAUGGGCUUGGUGAAGUUUACAGGUUGAAUCUAGAGGCCGGCCGCUACAUGCGCAGCUACGAGGUCGACGUCGGUGGAGAUGAUUAUACCUCUGCUGGUGGCGGUGCGCUGCAAGGUGGUAUUAACACUGGCUCGGUCAACACUGGUGCAAUUGCCGAACAAAGUCACAAUCUCCUUGCUUUUGGUACCUCCAUUGGCACGGUAGAGCUAUGGGACUCGAGAGCUCGAGGUCGGGCCGGAAUCUUGCUGCCGCCCUCGCAGUCGCAGCCGGGCGAGGGUCGACACGAGAUUACAGCGUUGGAAUUCCACAGAUCUGGCCUUACCUUAGGAACCGGAUCCUCCAAUGGUUUGAUACAUCUGUACGAUUUACGAUCGCCAAUUCCUUUCCUCAAGAAAGACCAAGGUUACGGAUACCCGGUACAUACGCUCAAGUUCCUGCAAUCGUCACCCAGCACUCGGGAACAAACAAUGGAACCGAAGAUCUUAUCCUCGGAUAAGAGGAUUAUCAAGAUCUGGGACCCUCGAAACGGCACACCGUGGACCUCUGUGGAACCGGCUGUGGACAUCAACAGUGUCGCAUGGUGCCCAGACAGCGGAAUGAUCUUGACAGCAAAUGAGGGCCGACAACAACACGCUUUCUUUAUUCCCCAACUUGGACCUGCGCCUAGGUGGUGCUCAUUCCUGGACAAUCUUGUCGAAGAAAUGGCCGAGGAUCCUAACGAUCCGCAGGCCUUUACUAGUGGUCAGGCAUCUUCUGUUUAUGACAACUACAAAUUUUUGACAUUGCCUCAACUGCGCACAUUGAACUUGGACCAUCUCAUUGGCAGAACCAAUCUGCUACGACCAUAUAUGCAUGGUUACUUUGUUGCUCAGCGGCUAUACGAAGAGGCUCGUUUGAUUACUAACCCAUACAUCUGGGAGGAAGAACGUGCCAAGAGAGUCAAGGAGAAGAUCGACCAGGAGAGAGAAAGUCGCAUCCGAGGCAAGAAGAAGGUUGCCGUUAAAGUCAAUCGGAAAUUGGCCGAGAAGCUUCUCGAGAAACAGGAGAAGGCCGAAAGACGCAACGCCAAACGCGUGCUUGAGAAAGGAGGCGACGAAACAAUGGUCGAGGCUCCCGAACCGGAACCUGAAACUACAAAUGUCGAGGAGAACAAGGGUCUCCUGGGUGAUAGUCGUUUCUCGAAACUGUUCGAAGAUGCAGAGUUCGCCGUGGACGAGACUUCUAGGGAAUUCCAAAUGCUCAACCCCAGCACUACUGUUGAAAAGCCGGCUAGGAAAGAGCGUGGCCUUACAGCCGUCGAACAAGAAGAGGCCGACGAAAUCCCAGACUCUAGCGACGAAGACGACGACAGCGACGCCGGAAGCGAAAAGGGCCAAAAAUCAAACCGACCAGCCAAAGCCAAUCAACCUAAAAUGGGCGAAGACAUUUCAUACCGACGCAGCAGAAAACCUUACACCAAGAUGCAAGUGUCAUCCUCCUCAGCCUCGGCAACAAACAAGUCAAAAGGAGGCAAACCAGGCCGGGACCGUUCUUUUGAAACCCUUGCGCAGAAGAUGGGCACCAAUACUCACAGAAUCAACAAGGAUAGAGCGGCAUCUCAUCGCAGUGUGGUUGGUGAGAAAGAAAUCACUUUUGCCCCAGCUUCGUCGAAACCGAGGUCACAGCAACAGCCUCGAUUUGAUUCGAGUGCGGACAAUGGGUAUAGGAAUAAAGCGCGCCGAAGUGCGUCGGGAAAUACGUUCCGUCGUAUUUGA